Messenger RNA from Dreissena polymorpha, 7086 nucleotides. RefSeq names its product transcriptional regulator ATRX-like. Gene Ontology annotation, cellular component: nucleus. The record is from RefSeq and is a predicted model, not a curated record. Gene Ontology annotation, biological process: regulation of DNA-templated transcription. The transcript has 27 exons. Gene Ontology annotation, molecular function: ATP hydrolysis activity; ATP binding; transcription coregulator activity. NCBI's taxonomy places the organism in Eukaryota, Metazoa, Mollusca, Bivalvia, Myida, Dreissenidae. The coding region runs from base 283 to 4926 and encodes 1547 amino acids.
AAGUGCAGUUUCUUUGUGUACUGAAUCUAUGUUUUGUUUGUUCGAAAAAUAGUUCGAAAUUUGUAUCGAUGUGGCAGGAGUUUUGGAACUGAAAUUAUAUUUCUCAACCGGAAAAAAACAGCAUUCGACCGGUCGGUCAGGUAUUUAACAAACUUUACUCGCCGACCGUCAACUUCACUCGCAAAUUCGAGCGUACUUUCGUUUUGACAACUGACGUCAGAAAUUAUUCGAUGUGCGAUUGAGGACUUAGGGGAGGAGAAUAGCAUAGAGCGCGCCUUGGAGAUGAGCAGGAGGGACAUCAGCACCGAUGCAGCAGUGGAUGACAAGGAGAACACAGUGCCCAACUCUGCUGCCGACGUCCCUAUGGUUACAUCAAAGUCUGAACUCCUGACCCCGUGCCUCUCUGAUCCCAUGGCGGAGUUUGAUGACGACCCUACAGAGGGAACUGGGAUCGAUGGCAUCAAUGAUCUUCCAGACAUAAAUAAUGAGCAGAUAUCACAGAACCAGCCAGUAUCCCAUACUGGUGUACCCAGGACUCAGGGAGCUGCUGGCUCCCAGACACAAGGGGCCCAGCCCCAGUCUGCAGACCCAGAGAAGCGCAAACUUAUCCAGCAGCAAUUGGCAUUGCUUUUUCACGCUCACAAGUGUCAGCGGCGUGAGCAGAACAAUGGUGAGGCGUGCACCCUGCCACACUGCAGAACCAUGAAGAAUGUGCUUAACCACAUAUCCACUUGUAGUGCUGGCAAGUCAUGUCAAGUUGCUCACUGUGCUUCAUCAAGGCAGAUAAUCACCCACUGGAGAAACUGCUUGCGACAGGACUGUCCGGUGUGCUUGCCAUUUAAGCAAGCCUCUGAUCGCCAGAAACAGACUGUGGCAGUAGCAGCAGCAGGCGCAGCACAGGCUAGCCGAACUGUGAGUACUGGUCCACAGGCGAAGGUGAAUGCUGCUACCCAACAAAUCCCCUCAAACAUGAAUGAGGCACAGAUGCAGAAAGCAUACGCUGCCCUAGGACUCACCUUCAAUGGGAUACAGGCUUCCACAUCCAGGCCUGGACAACAAAAUAAUCAAGUGAACCUAGGUUUGAAUCCAGGCCAGUCAGCGCAGGUUGGUAAUUCCAAUCCGACCAUGAACUCCCUCACUGCUGUGGGUGGUUUGAAUGCCACAGAUGGGCUGCAUAUUGUGCCACAGACAAACAAAGGCACAAAACAGUGGCAUGAGAGUGUCACACAGGAUCUCAGAAAUCAUCUUGUCAAUAAAGUGGUUCAAGCAGUAUUCCCCACUCAAGAUCCAGCUGCAUUAAAGGACAGAAGGAUGAACAAUCUUGUUUCAUAUGCAAGAAAAGUGGAAGGGGACAUUUAUGAAACAGCCAAUAGAAGAGCAAAAAAGGCUUAUGAGGAGCAAGAAAGUGACUUUGAAGAUGAAAUGCUUUCUGACAUGUCUAGAGAUCCAGAGAUGUCAUUCCCAAAACUGAGCACUCCAAAGAAAGGUGAUAAGAGUGAGGGCAAGAGUAAGGGUAAGAAAUCAAAGUUUGAAGACGACAUCAGUGACGAUUCGAACUUUGUGACACCCAAGAAAAAGAAGCGAUCCAAUAGCAAAAUCGUAUAUGCCAAGAUUUCAGACAGUAAUUACGAAGAAAAGGCAAAUGGGAAAAAGGGAGCCAAAAAGAGAAAUAGCAAAGUGAAGCGUAAGGCAGAAGAUAGCUCAGAUGAGGACAGAUAUACAGGAAAUAGAAAAUCCAAGGACAAGAAACGGCGCAGGAUUAAGAGAAUGGCGUAUAGUAAUGAAGACGACAUUGGGACAGACGACGAGGACGUCCCAGACCCGGACACUGGCGGGUAUCUCAAGCGUCGUAAGAUCAGGAAGGUUCAGGGUCAGAAGAAGCUUGGAGACGAGACAAUGGCUGCUCAGAAGGCAGAGGAAUCUCGGAGAAAACGUAUUGAGGAGAGGCAGAAAGAGUACAACGCAUACGUACAGGUGGAAGGGGCGGAGGAGGAAGGGGACAUUCCAGAGGGCACUGAGCGGGAGCAGGCCAUUGACACGUCUAGCACCAACGAUAAAAUUCUUGGGUCGCCCCGCAAGGUUCUUGUGACGACCAAGUGCGUCCUGGAGAUGGACGAGAAUAAGAAGCCACUCAUAGAGGUGGAUAGGACCCUGAUUAGGAAAUUGAAGCCCCACCAGGUGGAGGCUGUGCGGUUCAUGUACAACUGCUGUGUGGAAAGAUUGGCGAUACUGAAGAAGGAAGAGGGAGCAGGCUGUAUCUUGGCUCACUGUAUGGGACUUGGCAAAACACUGUCUGUGAUCACUUUUGUACAUACCAUGUUGAGCAACGUGAAGCUAACAAAGAUGUCCAAGUGUCUUGUUGUGUGUCCACUCAACACCUGCCUCAACUGGGUCAAUGAGUUCCAGAUUUGGCUGGACGACGUCGACUUUGAAAUCAAGGUGUACGAGAUGUCGCGCGUGAAACAGAACUUUGAGCGUGCCCAGAUGCUGAAGGAGUGGCACGAGAGCAGGGCGGGGGUGAUGAUUCUCGGCUAUGACAUGUACAGGAAUUUUGUGAAUGGGUCAAACUGCAAAAACGAAAAGCAGAAGAAAAUAUUCUUUGAGACGCUCUCUAACCCUGGUCCUGACCUUGUUGUGUGUGAUGAGGGUCACAUCUUGAAGAAUGACAAGACCUCUCUCUCCAAGGCCAUGAACACAAUAACGUCACGCCGAAGGAUUGUUCUCACCGGCACUCCUUUACAGAAUAACCUUGGAGAAUACCACUGCAUGGUGAGCUUUGUCAAGCCCAGCCUUCUCGGUACCAGGAAGGAGUUCUACAACCGCUUUGCCAACCCGAUCACAAACGGACAGUGUAGCGACUCCACCCCUACGGACGUAAAGGUCAUGAAACGUCGCGCCCAUAUCCUCCACAAACUUCUGGCAGGGUGUGUCCAGAGGAAAGAUUACUCGGCCCUCACAAAAUUCCUUCCUCCCAAGAUGGAGUAUGUGAUUUCCGUGCGACUCUCAAAAGUGCAGAUGUCCCUGUAUGAAAAGUACCUGGAGCUGUCAGGUGUGACCACCAACCCUGACACAAAAACCAAGGGGGCGCAACUCUUCAAGGACUAUCAGGCCCUCAUGAGGAUAUGGACCCAUCCCUGGGUGCUGAAACUUGACGAGAUCCGACAAGAGAAUAAGCGUCAGUUUGAUGACAGCAAGGAUUCUUUCAUAGAGGAUGAAGACAGUAAGGCUGAAGACUCAUUUAUAAAUGACUCAACAACGUCGGAUGAGGAUGAUGACGUUAUGUCCGACGACUCGACGAAGAUAUCCAAAAAGAAUGGUGCGGGAUCAUCGUGUAUGGACGAAGCUGACAUGGGGUACGGCGGCCCCAAGGAGCUCACCUCCGAGUGGUGGGCGGAGUUUGUCAAGGAGGAAGAUAAGUACAAGCUGGAGCUCUCUGGCAAGCUCAAACUGCUCUUCGAGAUACUCAAGAUGAGUGAGGACAUAGGCGACAAAGUGCUAGUCUUCAGUCAAAGCCUUCUCUCCCUUGACAUCAUUGAGGAUGUCCUGGCAAAGAUAGAUGAAGUAAAUCAGCCAGAAGCCAGCAGCGAUGAAGACAAUGCUGGAAAUAAGGACGGGAAAGCGGGAGAUAAACCAGUGGAGGUUGCGGUAGGGGGAAGUGAAGGGGCCUCCUCGUCGGAGAUAGGGGCUGGUGAAGGGGCCAGCAAGGAGUUGAGUGAGGAGGACAAGACGGCCAAGGAACUGAAAGAAAGGCUGUCUCAAUAUGGCAAGUCAUGGACAAAGGGGGGUGAUUAUUUACGCAUGGACGGCUCAACAAGUUCUAUUCACAGAAAAGCAUCUCAAGAUAUGUUUAAUGACCCAGAGAACUUAAGAGCCCGUCUGUUCUUGAUCUCAACGAAGGCUGGAAGCUUGGGAAUUAAUCUUGUGUCGGCCAAUCGUGUCAUCAUCUUCGAUGCUUCGUGGAACCCCUCCCACGACAUUCAGUCAAUAUUCCGUGCGUACAGAUUUGGCCAAGUCAAGCCAGUGUAUGUGUACAGAUUUUUAGCACAGGGAACAAUGGAAGAGAAGAUAUACGAGCGGCAGGUCACGAAGCAGUCGCUGUCGCAGAGAGUCGUGGAUGAGCACCAGAUAGAGCGUCACUUCACGGCGGCCGACCUUCAGGAGCUCUACCGCUUCAUACCUGACCGGCUGGAUGAUCCCAACAGGAAGGAGCGACCUCUGCCCAUCUUGCCAAAGGAUCACAUGUUGGCUGAGAUAAGUACAACAAACAAAGAGUGGAUCGUUACAUUCCACGAGCAUGAUUCUCUUCUGGAAAAUGUCGAGGAACAGAAACUGACGGAGGAUGAAAAGAAGGCAGCGUGGGAAGACUAUGAGAACGAAAAGAAGGGAAUCAACAUGAACAGAUAUGAGUCGCAGCCAUCAGAUGAAACAAAAGAACAUGGGAGCAUCAACAGUAGAAGUCAAGGGCAAACGUCUACUCAGCAGAAAAACAGUGACACUACCAAUGGUUUAGAAACAGAAAAUUCAGACAUAUACUUAACAUUAGAAAACUCUCAAAAAAUCAUUGAUUUUGUGGAAACAUGUGAUGCUCAAAGGGUUGAAAAAGACAUCAUUAUGACAACAGAACUGGAAAAUCAAACAGAUAAAACAAACAAAGUAAGCACUUCCGUUGUUUACGAAACGCAAAUGAAAGACAAUGUUUAUAGUUUAAGAGAAAAUGAAAAUAUUACAGCUGUUGAUGAAUUAAUUAAAUACCUUGACAAAACUGGUAAUCAUGCUGAGGAACAUGCUGAAGGUCCAACUAAAAGUGAUGCCAAAGUGAAGCAAAAGCUGGAAACUUAUGAUGAUCUUAUUGAAAUUGUUGACUUAACUGGUGAUGAUUUUGAACCAGAUAAAGAAACCUUAACACAGGUAAGCAAAGGUUGUUAGGUGGGAGAUCCAUUUCGGCAAAGUCGAGGUCGCCCUACUGCUUCCAAAGUGUCCACUUGAUUCCGUUAUGCUUCUGCGUAACCACUAACAAGUAAACAUCCUCACUCAGCCAAUCUUUUGACAUUCUUCACCAAGUGUACAGCUAGGAUUAUUCCCCGUUUGUACUAAAAGAUUUCAUCAAAGUUUGCUUGCAACAACACCAUAUCAGCUACAUAUAUGUGAAUUCAAUAGUAUAUGAACAUGAUUUUACAUGGUUAAGAUUUUAAAAUAACAACUUAAUUAUACAUGAUUAAAUAUUAAGUCAGAAUACAUUGUGAAAAAAUAGUAUUGGAGUUAACCAUUCAUUUGGAGGACGCAGGUGGGAUGGAGGCAGUUUCUUGGCAGCUGUAAAUGCUCACAAUUAAGAUGAUGGAAUAAUUUUUAUUAUCAGUGAAAUAAUGAUUAUUGAAAAUGCCGAAGAAUAUAAAUAAAACAAAGUUUGCAUUUAUUUCACUACGAUAAAUCUUAUUUACAGCUGACACUUGUCAGCGCCCACAGUAGUCCGCUUCAACUGCACUAUCCUAAGCAUCUGCUUGCAUAUAGAUAUAAUACUUUUAGUUUGAUGUAAGAAUUGAAGAAAAUGUACGGCCAUAUUUAAAAAUCACCUUUAUUGGCAUACUCAAUUUCACCUUUUCAUAUAAUGAAAUAUUGAGAUAUUCCAAAUAUAAAAUAAUUCUGUUUAUUUUAUGCUUUAAUGUGUUAUUUAGUUUUAAUGAUUAAAGUUGUCAAUAUAUUUAAUAAAAUGCUAUAAGAAAAUUGCAAAACAACUAUUUCUUUUUUAAAGUGAAUUAACCUUGUGUUUGUUGUAUGUCAGUGUACAAGUUGUUAUACAUUAAAGUGACAGUUCGCUGAAUAAAUCGUUGUUUUGCAUCUUAUUCGUACAUCGAGAAAUAAACUUUACAUAAAUUCAUUGAAAUAUAUUUUUAUCGAGGUUGACAUCGAAAACCUGGUUAAAAUCGGUUUUGAAUCGAUAAAAUAAUAUAUAAAUGAUCAUAAAUACAUGCAAUAGGCGAAAAUCAUUGCAGCGUCGCGAGUUAUGCAAAUUAUAUCUUUAUUUAGCUCUCGCUAAACAUAAUUAGCAUAUGGAAGAUAAAAACAUAGAUUUAGCAAAAACGUAGCGUUGCUACUCAGUUUCCGUCUGUAACAGAUGUAUUUGCAUUUGUUCUUACCUUCUCUCCGCUAAAUUCGCCCGUAUCCGCAAUUUUGUUUGUUUAAGUUUAAAUCAAGAGUCGACUCAUGAAUAUUAAUUAGGUCGUUUUUGUACUUUACCGUACUCGACCCCAAAAUAAAAAUCGCUAUAUUGUUUGUUUUCAACCGAUUUCAACCGAUUUGUCAGUGAUAUUCUCAAUAAAAACACGCUUACUUACGAUUCUGCCCAUAUAUAUAUUCCGCGAACUGUCACUUUAAAACGUGCUUAUGAUCGUAAAUUUUGCCCCGAUGUUAAGUACUUGAAUAUUUUGUAGACAAAAAUGACCAUAGAAAAGUAAAGAAGAUCGGAAUUGUUAAUUAAUGCACAAAUAAAAAGAAAUAGCGAACCUGGAUAGCGGUUCUAAAACCAUUGUCUAAUCAAGAGCCAAACUAUUACAAAUUGAAUUAUCAUUUAAUGAUUUAAUGCAUACAUUCUUCCAGGUAAAUGUAUAUUCCUGUAACGUGUAUUAAUUAUAUGUCAUUAAUCAUAGCGUUUUAAAAUUAACAUGUUAUGGUGAAGUUUCCUCUUAACGUCUUUUCCAUAGAUGUAUAAUAAUUUAAUCUGUGCAAGUUUCUGCUUUCAAUGCAUAUAGUGUAUUGAAUGAUUACUUACAAUUGUUAAGAAUAUACCUGUUUAUUUACGCUUGGUUGCAUCUAAAGCCUUUUACUUAUUACGACACUUUCGAGUCCGAUUCCUGAUUAGAAUCAUUACUAAGGGCCUUUGGGAGCGAUCUCGAGAAUGUUUGGCAGACAUCCUAUAUCCACCACGCCCAUGCGACUAUCUUAACUGAGUUUUAUCUUAUACUGUUGUAGCUUUAUUUCCUGUUUGAUUUGUGAUAUUUUUUUAUAAAAUAUGUUAGAUCUAUGUUUUAUUUACAUAAACAUCUUUGUACAAUACAAGGGCAAUUUACUCUCCCAUAUACAUUAACGAUG